GCCUACCUUAAGGAAGACUACGGGGAAAUCGUCAAACUGUUGAAGCACACUGCACAAGUGCACAUCACAGUUCGACCUCAUUACUUUUUAGAUUUUCUUCCUUUUGAAUAACAAAGAGUCCAAAUUGUGGAAAAAUUUCUAACCAUCUCUCUUCAAAAUGGAAAGAACACAAUGUAAGUUUUAUUUCGUUACAUAGAAAUUCAUUUAUUGUUAAUACAAAUGCUAUGAUUUAUUUUUUGGGCAUGUUUGCGGUUUUGCGGUGGAGAUUUAAACAAAUAUAAUUAUGAAGCACAUUGUAAAGUGACAGUGCUCUAAAAUUACUAAACUUGCAAUUUAUAAUUCAUUUCAAAAGCAUCAUAAAAUGGAUUGUUUCAAUUAAAAUAAUACUCCGUAGUAUCUAUAAUCUGAAGCGACACACUAAAUAGCACAAAUGCAGUGUUUGGCUAGUGGCAUUUAGCCCAUCAUAAACUGGAUUAGAGAUUGAAUCGCCAAAUGCCAAAUGAGCUCAUUAUAUAGUCACAAUGUCACAUAAUAAUCAACUAAUUACUAUGAUUUCAUUGUGGUUCAAGGGUUAAAGAAAGGAGUUGGAAGGACCUCUUCCUAUAUUCACCUCAUUAUUGUUGAUAUUAGGAAGAUCUUGGAAACAGACAGUAACUUUGUUAUCUCUUUUUGUAGAAGGUCUGCAAAUCGUGUCGCUCAUGCUCUUGUAAGAGCACAUGUUGCUAUCUCAUAUCAGAUGGUCACCUAUGAUAUUAUCCCUCAAUGCAUUGUCAGCCAGUUGGCAAACGAUUUAUUGAUUUAAUAUAAGUUUUGUGUUAUGAUGAUAAAAAAAUAUUAGUUGUAAUUUGUGAAUUAUUCCAAUAUGAAUUUCAAUUGCCCUUGAGAGAAAUUUGGAGCAAUUGAAUGAGGCCUUGAAGGGAAAGCUCAACAUCCUUGUUCUUUAUCAGUUCUCCGGCAACUUCGGCCGGAGUCACAUCUACUUUCUCAAACAACUCUUCAAUUUGUUUGAACAAGUUAUGAUGAUCUAUCCCCAAAUAAUUUUUUGCCAAUUGCUUGAAUGCAGAAAAUUUGCAAUAUGACAAAUGUAUAUGCAUAUCCAUUCUUCCAGGCCUUAACAAGGCAGGAUCUAAUUUGUCUUUGUGGUUUGUUGAAAAGGGAAGCUAUUGUUGAUAAAAUAUUUCAGGAUUACAAUCAAACCACAGCAUGUCACCAAUUUCAGGAGGGGAUUCCAAACACAGGACAGCAGCCUCCACCCCUCUCUUUGCUCGUUGAGCUAUUUGGUGUGCCACACAAUUUACAUUCCCUUUUGACCAAACUGAAGCGCACGUCACAUAAACAUGAGAUCGCCUCCUUCAACUCGUCGAGUAUUAAUCCAAAAUGGGAUCUAUCCUUGCCUGACAUGCCCAGCUUUGUUAUGAGCGGAAAUAAUUCUCUGGGGGCAGAUUCCAAUAAGGUCUCAUGCUGUUCCUUUUCUUUUUCUUCCAGGGACUCCCUAUUCUCAAGCUUGAUGCUGCAAUCAAUAUCCUCAAUGACAAGGAUGGAACGGCUAGACAUUGAAAGCAACAACGACCUCAAAUUCGUGUUAUUGCGAACUUCUGUAAGAUCAAGAUCGUAUAUGUCAUAGCUAAGAUAGUUAGACAUAGUAGCAAUCAAGCUGGACUUUCCUGUUCCGGGAGGACCAUACAGCAAGUACCCGCGCUUCCAAGGCUUGCCAAUCUUCUUGUAGUAUUCUUUCCCCUUCAAGAACUUGUUUAAGUCUUCAAUAAGCGAUGCCUUAACCACAUCAUCCAUAGCCAAUGUGGUGAAAGUCAUGGGAUGUUGAAGAAUGAUAUUGUUACCUGUAGUGGCGGAGCCAGAAAUAGUAGAUCAUAGAGGUCGAAGCUUAAAAGUUCACUAUACUUUUUUAUGAAGAAUUCAAUUUAUAGCUUCCAUGAAGCUUCCUCCAUGUGCAAGAAUGACAAGGGGAGCUUCCUCAACCACCAUUGAAGCUUCCUCAUGUUCCAUUGAAGCUUCCUCCUAGCUUCAACACAUCUUCCUCCCACCUCCAUACUACCUUGUUUUGGUACUAUAAAUAGAGAGCUUGGAGAGUCUUUCUAUCAUCAAGUAAAUUAGAAUAGAUCAUCAUAGCACAACCAAGAAGAGUUGUGAAUAUCCUUGAGAGAUAUGUGAGGUGUUGUUUUGAGAGUUUUUAGUUAGAGCUUGUAUGUCUCUUCUUUCUAUUCUUGAAAGUAAUAGAAGUGUUUUUCUCUCAUAUUAGCACGAUCCUGUUAUUCCCAACAAGUGGUAUCAGAGCCUGGUUGAGCUUUUAAUAUUUUUCCCAGAUUUUUUCAGAUAAAAUUCUACUGUCUGAAAAAUCGAGUUUUUCAUUAUUGCUCGGAAUUGCAAUCAGAAUAUACCGUUGGAUUCGUCUCGUCGAGACGAGAAAACUGCUAUUUUUGGGGAUUUUUUUGGCCACCGGAAGCUGCCGUACGCGCCGCCAAACGCCGGCCAAAAACUGUCUGCGUCAUGUUGACGUCAUCACGCGCAGACAGAGGUUGAAGACAGCUGACGUCAUCGCUGACGUCAUCAGCCAGCCAGAGCUGCGUCAGCGCCACAUGUGCAGUCCCAGCACAGUCAGCCGCCACGUCACCAGUCAACUUCCAACUUUCACCAGCGCCCAGUCAGCUGCCACGUCAUCGCCCAGUCACCGCCACGUCACCGCCACGUCAUCUGCCACGUCACCGGUCAGUUUGUAAUUUUGAAAAUUUGCAGUUUGGUCCCUCAAUUUUUGGAAAAUUAUAAUUUCCACCUGUAAUUUUUCGAAAAUUGUAUUUUGACCCCGAAAGUGCCUAUCCACCAUUUUCGGCCGUUUCGGACGCAACGGUGCUGCCCGUUUUUCGAAAUUCUGCUCCGAUUUUUCUGAAACAGAAAAUCAAAAUUAUUUAGAAGGUGAAAAUGACCUUUGACGAGUCAACUUCAUCUUCCGGAGCUAUGAUUAUGCUCACGGCUACCAACUACACGCUAUGGAAACCUCGGAUGGAAGAUUUCCUUAGCUGUAAAGACCUUUUUGAUCCAAUAGAGAUGAAAGGUAUUAAUCCUGACCCGGCUAAGUCAACGGAAUGGAAGAAAAUUAAUAGAAAAACUAUUGGUCAAAUCCGACAAUGGAUUGACCAUAGUGUCUUCCACCAUGUUGCACAAGAAACCGAUGCUUAUGCCCUUUGGAAAAAGUUAGAAGAUAUGUACCAGGCCAAGACCGCUAGGAACAAGGCCCUACUGAUGAGGCGUCUUGUCAAUAUGAAGCUCAAAAGUGGAACUUCUGUUGCCGAACAUACUAGUCAAUUUCAGAGUCUGGUAAAUCAACUAUCUUGUGUAGAAAUGCCACUUGGAGAUGAAAUGCAAUCUCUACUGCUUCUUAGUUCCCUUCCUGAUAGUUGGGAGACACUAGUUGUUACUCUCAGCAACUCAGCCCCAGAUGGCAAACUUACCAUGUCUGUGGUCAAGGAUGCACUGUUCAAUGAGGAGGCAAGAAGGAAAGACAUGAGCACAGAUGAGACUCAUGCCCUUGUGACAGAGAAUAGAGGAAGAUCACAAGGAAAACAACAAAGAAACAGUAGAGGGAAAUGGCAAAGCAGGGGCAAAAGUCGGGGGAGAUCAUCAGAUGGCCGGAAACCUUCUUAUACCUGCCACCAUUGCGGUAUAGAGGGUCACAUGAAGAAGAAUUGCUACAAAUUGCUAGAGGAGCGAGGCAAGAGCAAUUCUCAAGCGAAGAGCAAGGGUGGUGAAGCGCUCAUCACAAUCUCAGGUGAUGUGGCGUAUUGUACUAUCAAUGAUGAAACAUGCCUUCACGUCUCAAGACAGGACACUGAAUGGGUGGUAGAUACUGCAGCAUCCUACCACGUUACUCCCCACAGGUACUACUUCACAACUUACAAAGCUGGAGACUUUGGAGCAGUGAAGAUGGGUAAUUCCAGUUCAUCUGAAAUAGCUGGAAUUGGUGAUGUACAAAUAAAGACGAGUUCUGGGAGCACAAUCACUUUGAAGGAUGUCAGACAUGUUCCAGACCUUCGUCUCAAUCUCCUGUCAGUGGUAUGUCUUGACGAACAGGGAUAUGAAAACCACAUCAACAGAGGCACCUGGAAAAUGUCAAAGGGCGUUUUGACAAUCGCUCGAGGACAUGUUUGUGGCACAUUGUACAAAACUCAUUUGAGGAUUUGUACGGAUAGCCUCAAUAUUGCUGAGGAGACUACUCAGAAUCUGUGGCAUCUGAGGCUCGGCCACAUCGGUGAGAAAGGGUUGACUACCUUGAUGAAGAAGAACCUUAUCAACAUCGACAAGAAUGCUGCACUGAGUCCUUGCAGUCAUUGUCUGUUUGGUAAGCAACACAGAGUAUCAUUUAAUUCUACUUCAACUAAAAGAUCGGAGUUGUUAAGUUUGGUACACUCCGAUGUCUGUGGUCCUUUCGAGGUGGAAUCAAUCGGUGGAAGCAGAUUUUUUCUGACUUUUAUCGAUGAUGCUUCUCGGAAAGUGUGGGUGUAUUUCCUUAUUACGAAGGAUCAGGUGUUCGAGAGCUUCAAGACAUUUCACGUCUUGGUGGAACGUGAAACAGGAAAGAAGCUGAAAUGUAUCCGAUCUGAUAAUGGGGGCGAGUACACAUCUAAGGCGUUCGAUGCAUAUUGCAGAGAAUAUGGCAUUCGACAUGAGAAGUCAGUACCACGCACCCCUCAGCACAACGGCGUUGCUGAAAGAAUGAACCGGACUAUCAUGGAGCGUGUUCGGAGCAUGCUGAAUAUGGCAAAACUUCCGAAGUCAUUCUGGGGAGAAGCAGUCAACACCGCAUGCUAUCUUAUCAACCGAUCACCUUCAGUACCACUGAACUUUGAAGUUCCAGAGAGACUAUGGACAGGUAAGGAUCCUACAUACUCACAUCUUAGAGUAUUUGGUUGUUCAUCAUAUGCACAUGUAUCCAAAAAGCUCAGACAGAAGCUCGAUGCAAGAACUAUCCCAUGCAUUUUCGUUGGCUACGGAAAUGAAGAGUUUGGAUACAGGUUAUGGGAUCCUAAGGAGAAAAAGGUGUUCAGAAGUAGGGACGUUGUGUUCCACGAAGAUUUGAAAAUAGAAGACAUUGAAAAACCCACAAUGUCUCGGAAGUCAAGUGAGGGUGCUCAAGUUUCAAAUGAAGCACCAGAAGAGGACGAAGUGCAUGAAGAUAACUCAGAAGCAGCCAAAGAGGAGGAGACAGAAGAGAGUACAGAGCAAGGGGAGACACAAUCCACCCCGCCAGACACUGAUGAUGGUAGCUCUUCUCAGAUGGUUCCAACUGUUCGUAGAUCUGAACGAGGGCAUAUACCAUCGACAAGGUACACAUCAUCUGAAUAUCUUUUGUUAACUGAAGAUGGAGAACCGGAGAGUUUUCAAGAAGCUGUAUCUCAUAAGGAUAAAGAAAAAUGGCUAAUAGCAAUGCAGGAUGAGUUAGAAUCUCUGCAGAAAAAUCAAACUUAUGAGAUCAUAGAACUUCCUAAAGGGAAGAAGGCAUUAAGGAACAAAUGGGUGUUCAAGCUAAAGAAAGAUGCAAGCGGACAAGUGGUGAAACACAAAGCUCGGUUGGUUGUCAAAGGGUUCCAGCAGAAGAAAGGAAUUGACUUUGAUGAGAUCUUUGCACCAGUUGUCAAGAUGACCUCAAUCCGAGUUAUACUUGGCUUGGCAGCAAGUAUGAACUUGGAGCUUGAACAGAUGGAUGUGAAGACAGCAUUUCUUCACAGAGAUUUGAAAGAAGAAAUCUACAUGCAGCAGCCGGAAGGUUUUGAGAACUCAAAUGAUAACUUUGUGUGUAAGUUAUAUAAAAGUUUGUAUGGCUUGAAGCAGGCACCAAGGCAGUGGAAUAAGAAGUUUGACUCAUGCAUGAAGAGUCAAGGCUACAAGAAGACUACUGCAGAUGAGUGUGUAUACAUCAAGAAACUUCCAGACGGUACCUUCAUUGCUCUUUUACUAUAUGUAGACAACAUGUUGAUCGUUGGGAAAGAUGUAGUGAAGAUAAACCAGCUGAAGAAAGAACUCUCUAAGUCUUUUGAUAUGAAAGACUUAGGACCGGCUCAACAGAUUCUUGGGAUGCAGAUCACUCGAGACAGGAAGAAUCGCAAGUUAUGGCUAUCUCAGAAGAAGUACAUUGAACGAGUACUUGAGAUUCAACAUGAAUGAUGCCAAGCCAGUAAGUGUUCCACUUGCGAAUCACUUCAAGUUGAGCAAAAGAACAUGCCCUACAUCCAAGGAAGAGAUCGGGGAGAUGUCAGCAGUUCCAUAUUCUUCAGCAGUUGGGAGUUUGAUGUACGCCAUGGUAUGCACAAGGCCAGACAUCGCACAGGCAGUGGGUACAGUGAGUCGUUUUCUCUCUAACCCCGGGAAGGAGCAUUGGGAGGCAGUCAAAUGGAUUCUCAGGUACUUGAAAGGUACUAUGAAGUUAUGUCUUUGUUACGGAGGAGCUGACCCAGUCUUGGAAGGCUACACAGAUGCUGAUAUGGCCGGAGACACUGAUAGCAGAAAGUCUACUUCAGGAUAUAUCUACACUUUUGCAGGGGGAGCCGUUUCUUGGCAAUCAAGAUUGCAGAAGUGUGUUGCUUUAUCUAUAACAGAAGCAGAAUACAUUGCUGCCGCUGAAGCAGGUAAGGAAAUGUUGUGGCUAAAGCGUUUUCUCCAAGAACUUGGGAUCCAGCAGAAAGAGUACAAAGUACAUUGUGACAGUCAGAGUGCUCUAGACUUGAGCAAGAACUCUAUGUACCAUUCUCGUACAAAGCAUAUUGACAUUUGGUAUCACUGGAUACGAGAGACGAUUGAUCAACAACUGUUGAGACUAGUGAAGAUCAAUACAAAGGAGAAUCCAUCAGACAUGCUGACGAAGGUGGUGACACGGGAUAAGCUAGAGCUGUGCAGAGACAUAGUUGGGAUGCUUGUUUUGAAUAUGCCUGGAAUGGGAGAAUUGAAGAAUUCAAUUUCCAGGUCAUAUCCAAGUACAAGCAAAUUGAAGAAUCCAAUUCAUAGCUUCCAUGAAGCUUCCUCCAUGUGCAAGAAUGACAAGGGGAGCUUCCUCAACCACCAUUGAAGCUUCCUCAUGUUCCAUUGAAGCUUCCUCCUAGCUUCAACAAAUCUUCCUCCCACCUUCAUACUACCUUGUUUUGGUACUAUAAAUAGAGAGCUUGGAGAGUCUUUCUAUUAUCAAGUAAAUUAGAAUAGAUCAUCAUAGCACAACCAAGAACAGUUGUGAAUAUCCUUGAGAGAUAUGUGAGGUGUUGUUUUGAGAGUUUUUAGUUAGAGCUUGUAUGUCUCUUCUUUCUAUUCUUGAAAGUAAUAGAAGUGUUUUUCUCUCAUAUUAGCACGAUCCUGUUAUUCCCAACAUUUUACUGCUUAUAAAUAUUGUACAUACAUAUUAUAGAUAGUAUAUAUAUACUUCACAAAUAUUUUCUUGAGUUGAAGCCCCCGCCCGCCUCUUUUGUCUCCACCCCUAGUUACCUGUCCAUCGUUUGAUGAUAUUUGAAUAAAACUUUGCUUCUCUGGCUUCUUCCCUUAUGGCUUUUGAUCUGUGCAGGACAUGUGGGAGGUAGGAAUUUACCACUUUUUCCUUAUGGGUCCUUUGGAAACUGAGCUCGUAUACCCGAACCUCGUACGACCUCGAAGAUUCGUCGCCUUCCCUCUUUGCUGGCUCGAAUCUCCUGCAAAUGAACUUCCAACUCACUGCAAUGUUUUCAAAGUAAUCCAGAGUUUCUUCAUUCUUGUCCAGGGUCAUGAUCAGGCUCUUGUCCCCGACUAUUUUGCUGAGUUUGACUCUCUGGGUCAACGGGUGCUCGAUCUUGCCGAGGUAUACCUCAGCUGCAUCGAAAAGCUCGUUUCUUGACAGACCUUGGAACUCUUCAAUGGCGAUGGUGAAUGUAGUAGAGAAACGCCGGCAGAAGUCGUCAAUGGAUUGGAACAGGGAUUAACGGAACCUUCUUGGGACUAAGUCUCUCCACAGCUUAUCUACAAAUAUGGCAGUUGCAGCCAAAGAGGCCAUUGUGGUGGCAAUAGUUUUCAUUUUUUGGAGAGCCAUUGGUGAUUUCUCAAUGGAGUUUUUUCUUCAAUUUUUGGAGGUCAGUCCGGUAUACAUUCCCGAUACAUACAAGGGGGUGGUGGCUGUGGAUUGUGUUUGGCAGAUUCGGGCUUUGUUUGCAAACAAUUAAUUUAAGUGUUGAUGGAGUAUAUGGCCUAGAAAUCUCCGGCCCAUAGACUCAUGUUUCUCCCACAAAAGCCCAUUAAGUCCAGGGAGCAUCUGAGGCCCAAAUACAACGGCCCAAGCCUCAAAGAAGCCCGAAGUACACACUGGGGUGCCUUUGGCCUCCUUGGCCGAAGGCUCCAAAACUCACAGUAUAGACUUUUCCGACAUACGAAGCUAUUGGGAGGAAACGGCAGAAAAACAGGAGCCUUCGGCACUGUGAAGCCUUCGGCAUCAGAGAAGCCCUCGCGGAUGAAGAACCGAGCCUUCGGUUAUGCAAAGCCCUCGGCCACAACCAAGCCCCCAGCUACUCGAGGAGCCUUCGGCCAAACAGGCUCAAUCAUCGAAGAUUCCCUUUGGAGACAGCCAACCACCACAUUUAAUACGACGUCACAUCCACCCAUCGCAUUCAAUGCGGCGAACAUGCCACUGCCAGUGCCACCUGAUUGAUGUGACCCCUCGGCCGUUGGAUUGUUGACACGUGUAUUCUCAUCACAUUUAUUGCUGCUAUAAAUAGCAGCCCUUAUUCACCUUGUAAACCACACAGAGUUCAUUUAAUAAAUCGACUCUCUCUCCUCCUAUUUUGCUCUGACUUCUCUCUAGUUAUUCCCUCAAUAACCCCUCGGAUAAGAUACCCCCCGGGUAGACAAUCCAUCAAGUGUUUUUGAUUUUUUUUAAAGAAAAAAGCACUUAUUUUACCAAAUAACACCAGCUUUUACUUUUUCGGUUUUCGUGUAGAAUCUACUUUUUACUUUUUCUAUUACACAAAAAGCAUUUAUUUUACCAAACACUACCAACUUUUACUAAUAAUCACUUUUUCCCAAAAGUGCUUUUAUUUAAGCACAAUCACUUGCAAACAGAGCCUCAAAGGAGUGUUUGGAGUUGCUUGAAAAAAGC
Molecule: messenger RNA, 9112 nt
Organism: Cuscuta epithymum
Lineage: Eukaryota; Viridiplantae; Streptophyta; Magnoliopsida; Solanales; Convolvulaceae
Source: the annotation of a GenBank genome assembly